Bacidia gigantensis is the source of this 1401-nucleotide messenger RNA. RefSeq lists its product as uncharacterized. The record is from RefSeq and is a predicted model, not a curated record. The coding region runs from base 1 to 1401 and encodes 466 amino acids. The transcript has 2 exons. Lineage: Eukaryota; Fungi; Ascomycota; Lecanoromycetes; Lecanorales; Ramalinaceae.
AUGGAAGCGCUUCCAUGCGAACUCGUCGAUGCGAUCAUCGACGACGUCAUAUGGGCCCAUCCGAUCGAUAGGUCUGCGCUGCGCAAUCUCCGCCUGGUCAAUAAGUAUUUUGCGAACGCGACCGCUCCAUUCCUCUUCCGUUAUCUCUCCGUCUGGAUCGGCGUCGACAGCCUCAGGAGACUGACGGACUUAUCUAACACCACUGAGAUUGCACAGUAUGUCCAAUGCAUCAAUUUCUCUACAUUACGCCUAGACAAUGUUGACCAUGUCGACCCUGUUGACGGUCUUCCCGAGCCAAUGCGGAGGGGGUUUCGGGAUUACUUCCCAGAAAGCAAAACCUCAUCUGGCCAUCUGUUCGAACUCCUUGACAAUCGGGAAUGGCCCUCAGAGAUUUACCGUGAUCUAGACAUUCUCUAUGACACUGAGACUGGUCAGAAAAUUGGGUGCGAGAUCCUUCGACGAGCAUUCCGCCGCUUGCCGAAUGUCAUUCAAGUGAAUCUCUUUCUUUCAAGUCACGCGAUUGGCGCAAAUGACGUCAAAUCUGUCAUCAGCAGUAGUGAUGGCAAAGAUUAUUGUUGGGACCCUGAGAAAACCUUCCCUCUUCUCCUACAGGCUAUCGGAGACUUGCCUAACCCGCUGCGCGACUUUCGGUUGCUGCGUCAUCACAUUGCCCAGAAGCGUGGCCCACAGGAGGAUCUAGCAGACAAAGACCCAUUAACCACAGGUUUACGAAGCCUUAGAGAUUUCACAGACUCAACACAUUGGCAAGGCCUAGAAGAUCUGAACUUGCGCUUUCUUGAUGUUGGCUAUCAUGAAGAGGAUACGGACGCAAUGGUUUCUCUCUACAACGAAGUAGUGGUCAGCGUCGUUACGCGUGCACCUGCCCUACAAGACCUGAUGCUUUCAUUUGCAGGGUCGUUUCGCUCAUGGUUUGGAGAAGCCGAAGAAAGAUUGUCCAAAUCGCUUAGCCACUUACACCUAAAAACACUUCGUGAAUUCAGAGUCGAUGGUGCAACUUGGCUUGACGUCACGGGACUAUUGGGCUUCUUUAACCAAUACGCAUCUACAUUGGUACUAAUCGAUAUUGAGUGCGUCGAAGAAGUUGAUGAUGAGAUCAUGGGGGGCACACAAAUCUGGGUUAAUUUCCUCAGGGAUAUCAGCAAAAUAUCUUUCGCAGCUCUUGACGCACUGCGGAUCACACUGAGUGAUCUAAAUGCAGAUUUUGAGGCCUCAGAUUAUGUACUUGGAAUUACGGACACCAACCCGAUUGAAUUACUUUUCCCUCCGGAAAAUGAUAGCAAUGAAGACGGGUCUGCAGAUCAUGAUACAGAUUCAGAGUACGACGACGCGGCCUCAAGUCAGUUUGCAGAGUACGACACAGACCCCUUGGGUAUGGAUUAA